Aaosphaeria arxii CBS 175.79 is the source of this 2316-nucleotide messenger RNA. RefSeq lists its product as uncharacterized. The record is from RefSeq and is a predicted model, not a curated record. The coding region runs from base 279 to 2213 and encodes 644 amino acids. NCBI's taxonomy places the organism in Eukaryota, Fungi, Ascomycota, Dothideomycetes, Pleosporales. The transcript has 4 exons.
GUCCUCACACCUCACCACUUCUUCCCUCCGCACGCACCUUUGAUCCUCGACCACGUCAAGGGCACGUUACCCUACAUAGACUCCUCCGUCCGUUUUUCAGCCUUGUCGCCUCGUCAAACUUUUUUUCUCCUCAUCGACCUCUCUUCCCCCAAUCUCGCCUUUUCUUUUCUUUUAUCAGACGGUUUCAUCUUCCUGCCCAACACUUCGGAGGAUGCGACUCGCCAUUUUCCUUACCCCUCGCUAAGACGAUUCGCGAAUCAGAUACGCGCAACUCCACCAUGGACUGGAGACUGCUCGACUACGCCAAAGCCGCCGAGGACGUGGCUUCCGGGCUCUAUGUCUUCAAGGAUGAGGUUCCUCAGUAUGCCAAAGAGAUCACGGGAGACAUGGCCGAGCUGUGGGCUAUCUCCAAUGCUCUCCACACCCUCGAUGAGGGGCUGGCCUUGUCCAGCUAUGGCAGAUGGUCAGGCCGCAUUCUGAGAGACCUCGAACCUUUGCUCCGGAGUCUGUCUUACACGCUGGACGAUAUCCGUGAUAUGUUCAGUAGAUCAAAGAAGUCAGCUCCACUUCCUGGAGCCUUCCCCGGAACUCCUCCGUAUCCCCGUAUUUGGUCCAAGGCAUGUGACAACUUUGAGGCUGAAGGUAUCAACCUGCCAUUGCGGCUGCAAUACUACCGCGGCUAUCUCCAAGGAUUGUAUGACAUCCUGAAAGGUGCACCGAACGAUGACGAGGUGGACCAAAUCAGGCCAAAGCUUCAUCGUCUGCUUAGAAGACAAGAACCAAAACCCGCUGAAGCUCCACCACCUCCACCACCUCCACCGCCGCCACCUCCUCCUCCCGUAGAGACAUAUUUCAGCAGACUGAACAUUGGAGAUCCUAGUCCCUAUGGGCAUGCACAAACGCCUAUGCCGAAUCCUCCAUCACAGCCUCGACCAAAGAUUCAUAAAAAUCCAACCUAUCCUUCAGCAUAUGGUGGACACUACGAUGUCCACCCAACCGCACAUCCACCACCUCCUCCUCCACCACCACCGCCGCCGCCGCCGCCUCCUCCUCCACCUCCACCUCCACAGCAUCAGGGCCAGCCGAUGUACUCUCAUGUUCCAGCUGGCCAUAUGUAUCCACCACCUCCUCCUCCCCCUCCCCCUCCGCCGCCUCCACCACCACCACCGCCACCUCAGGUUGUGUACAGUCACGUCCCGGCCCCUCCAAAACCGCACCAGAUUCCACCGCCCCCUCAGCCAAAGCAUUCCAAGCGUCAUUCUCGAGUCUCUACGCCGGUUUACGGAGAAAUUCCUUACGUUCCCCCUGCUGCCCCUGAGGUCCCACAGUCGCCCACGUACUCCACGGCCUCGUCUCAGACGUACUCAUCCCAUUCCAAUGAUUCGGGGGGCCCAGUCGCGCAUUGGUCCAUGAAGAUCUUCAACGGUCGCCACGGCAGCACUCCCUUCCAGAUCCUCGGCGAGCAGACGAAAUGCCUAGGACGAGACCAGCCGCAAUCGAUCGAACGCCUCGACGCUGAAGGCUUCAUCAAAGUGCUCGAGCUGCCUUUCGAAGCCACCAACGUCUGGGUCCGCCUCUACUGGCGCCCCGAUGAUUCCCGUGCGCGCAUCCUCUUCCUCACCAUGGACUCCGCGGCCCGCAAAUUCAGGUACUGCUUCCCGCUCACCGGCCUGAAGGUCCUCCGCACGGAAUCCUGCCUCCAGCUCUGCCGCGUCAACCGCGACGACGGCAACCUCGACCUCUGGGCGAACCUCCGCUUCAUGAUCUACGAGCGCAUGGUGCUCUUCUACUGCACCCUCGUCGCCAUGAAGUCCCAGGAUGAAACGAGCACCGCGGAAGGCCUCGAGGACUUCUUCCAGCCGGGCGAGAAGCAAGAGUACGGCGGCGAGAUCCAGGACGGCCACAUGCUACAUGCAUUCCGCAUCUUCCGCGACCGCGACUCCGGCGGCGUGAGGUUCGAGGUCACCCCUCGGAGGGGCAAGAUGAAGACGAUUCCUAUCUGGACCGCUUUCGUCACGCAGUAUAUCGGGAAUAUGAAGUGGAUGAAGCUCGUGGGCGACGCGACCAUCCAGUUCCGCGACCUACAUCCGUAUGUAUUUUGUGACGGGUAUAGGCCUCCUCAGGGCCGGUCGGGCAAGUAUCAGCUGCAGUUCACUUCGAGGGAAGACGCCUUAUACUUCAUGGAAACAUUCCACAACAUCCGAACACGAUAGUCAAGCGUCGUCAGUGGCACCGUGACUCCCCUCCCACAUUGUGCAAUUUAUGGUGGCCAGGGAGAACUCCGAAAAAAGAAAAGAGGAUAAAGAGCAGAAUGAU